GCUCGGGCAAGGACUUAGCAAUGCUGGCACCUGGCAAGGUGAUCGGUGCACUUGUGGCUUAGAGAAGCGUGAUAUUUUUCCGAGCAACCAUAUAAAUUCACCACUACCGCUGCUAGCUGUGCACCCACACAAGGCUGGUAAACAGCUCAAUGGCCUCACCCACCACCACCACCACCAACACAAUGUCUCCCCGCAUUCCCGUCAUCUUCCUACUAAUCCUACUCUCAUCCGUCUCGUAUUCUUCUCCCAGUCCGACCAACGGCAGCGACACCGACCUCGCCGCCCUGCUGGCUUUCAAAGCCCAGCUCGCCGACCCUCUCCGCAUCCUGGCCACCAACUGGACCCCCGGCACCUCCUUCUGCCAUUGGGUCGGUGUCUCAUGCAGCCGGCGCAGACAACGCGUCACCGCUCUGUCGUUGCCGCAUGUACCUCUUGUUGGAUCUAUCGCACCUCACGUCGGUAACCUCUCUUUCCUCUCCAGUCUCAACCUCACCUACACCAAUCUCACUGGCUCCAUCCCAGUUCAACUGGGUAGGCUACACCGUCUUAGAUAUCUCGGUCUUCAAGGGAACAGCCUAUCCAAUGGCAUACCUGCCGCCCUAGGGAACCUCACGAGGCUUGAGAUUAUGGGUCUUGCUUUGAACCAAUUGUCAGGCCAAAUCCCUCCUAAGAUGCUCGUGCAUAUGCACAACCUUAGGAAGAUCUCUCUAGCCAGAAAUGACUUGAUUGGCCAAAUACCAUCGAAUUUGUUCAACAACACACCUUCCUUGACGUUCAUCCAUUUUGGAAAUAACAGUCUAUCAGGUCCUAUACCGCACUCCAUUGCAUCCCUAUCCAUGCUUGAGUACCUAGUACUAGAGGUUAAUCAACUGUCGGGAACAGUACCACGGGGCAUGUACAACAUGUCUAUGCUGCGAGGCAUAGCACUCUCCCGAAACAGUAACCUAACGGGCGGAACGUUUCCAAACAAUCAAAGUUUCAGCCUCCCAAAGUUAGAAUAUUUUGGGUUGGCUGGUAACAAUUUUUCCGGUCAGUUUCCAUCAGGGCUUGCAUCAUGCCAAUAUCUACAAGUAAUGUUUUUGUCUGGAAAUUCUUUUGUGGACGUCGUGCCAACAUGGUUAGCCAACUUGUCCAACCUCGAAAAGCUUUAUUUGGGUUUUAAUCACGUUAUUGGAUCGAUCCCGGUGGCCCUAACCAAUCUCACAAAACUUACUAUACUAGAACUCCAAAACAACAAUCUAACCGGGGAGAUUCCACCAGAAUUAAGUCUUAUGCAAGAACUCACAUCACUGCAUCUUACAGGCAAUCAAUUGACAGGUGAAGUUCCAGCUUCCCUCGGUAACUUAUCCAAAUUGUCUUACCUAUCUUUGCGGGGAAAUCACUUGUCUGGCCAAGUACCACCAACACUUGGAGAAAAUACAGCUCUGUACUGGCUUGAUUUGUCACAAAAUAAUUUCGUGGGAAACCUAGACUUUUUCUCGGACCUUUCCAAGUGCAGACAACUCCAGACACUUUAUCUAUAUGGAAAUUCUUUCACAGGCUUCGUCCCUAGCAGUGUUGGGAAUCUCACUUCACUAGUCACUUUUGGUCUAGGUUACAACAAGUUAACAGGCGGACUUCCGGUAGCAAUUUCAAACAUAAGCAGCCUUGAAUGGAUAGAAAUCUCUAACAACCUAUUAACCAAGCCAAUCCCACAAUCUGUAGGUAUGUUGGCGAAUCUCAUGCUGCUUGAUGUAUCUUACAAUGACAUGUUAGGCCAUUUACCAAUACAGAUGGGUAUGCUCGGGACUCUAGAACAGUUGUUUCUCCAAUCAAAUAAGUUCUUGGGCUCUAUACCAAACAACUUCGGUAAUCUUAGUAACUUAGAAUACAUUGACUUGUCUAAGAACCAGUUAAGUUCAGCAAUACCUGCAAGACUUUUCCACCUAGAUAAACUUAUUGAAAUAAAUCUUUCUCAUAAUUCUUUUGUUGGUAAACUACCGGCUGAUGUUUCUAGUCUAACUCAAAUAUAUCAAAUAGACCUUUCUUCCAAUCUCUUGUUAGGAAGCAUCCCAGAAUCAUUCGGGGAACUUACGAUGCUAAUUUACCUAAAUCUAUCAUGUAAUGCCUUCAAAGGCUCAAUUCCGGGUCCACUCAAAAAACUAAAAGACUUAGCAUCAUUAGACCUCUCAUAUAACAAUCUAUCUGGUACUAUUCCCAUGUUCCUUGCCAACUUUACCUAUUUGGAAAUUUUGAACCUCUCGUAUAAUAGACUAGAAGGACCAAUACCUGAGGGAGGUGUUUUCUCAAACCUCACAUUGCAAUCUCUUAUUGGGAAUGCUGGGCUAUGUGGUGCUCCACGACUGAGAAUUUUACCAUGCCUUGAAAGUUCUCACCCAAAUUAUAGACACUUGUUGAAAUUUAUACUCCCAACACUCACAUUAGCUUUUGGCUCCAUUGCCAUUUACAUGUACAUAUGGUUCAGAAAGAAAAUUAAGAGAGGAGAAGACAAAGCUUAUGUUGAUCCAACUGAUGUAGUAGGCCAUCAAAGAGUCUCAUAUCAUGAGCUUGUUCGCGCCACCAAUAGUUUCAGUGAAGAAAAUAUCUUGGGAUCCGGAAGCUUUGGAAAAGUCUUCAAGGGGCAAAUCAGCAGUGGGUUAGUGGUCGCAAUAAAAGUUAUUGACAUGCAGCUAGAGCAUGCCAUCAAAAGUUUCGACGUGGAGUGUCGAGUGCUUCGUAUGGCGCGACACCGCAACCUGAUAAGGAUACUUAACACAUGUUCCAACCUUGACUUCAGAGCACUAGUGCUUCAAUACAUGCCAAAUGGCAGCUUAGAGAUGCUCCUUCACGGGUCUGAGAGUACAAGAAUGCACUUGGGAUUCCUUGAGAGACUAGGGAUCAUGCUCGAUGUGUCGAUGGCCAUGGAUUAUCUACACCAUGAGCACUACGAGCUGGUAUUGCACUGUGAUUUGAAGCCUAGCAACGUGUUGUUUGACGAGGAGAUGACGGCGCAUGUGGCGGACUUUGGCAUUGCAAGGUUGCUUCUAGAUGACAACUCCAUGACAAGUUCGAGCAUGCCUGGAACCAUUGGGUACAUGGCACCAGAGUACGGAUCACUUGGAAAAGCAUCACGGAAGAGCGACGUAUUUAGCUACGGGAUAAUGCUCCUUGAAGUCUUCACCGGAAGGAGACCGACCGACAGUAUGUUCGGUGCGCAACUAACCCUUAGGCAAUGGGUUCAAUGGGCACUUCCUACAGAUCUUGUCCAGGUUGUUAGUGGUAGCCAGCUAUUGCAAGACCCCUCUCUUUCUAGCUGCAGCUUGGACGAUGGCUUUCUCGCGUCGGUGUUUGAGCUUGGUUUGCUCUGCUCCAGCGAGUCACCGGACGAGAGGAUAACAAUGCGUGAUGUGGUUGUGACGCUGAAGAAAAUCAAAGCUGAGUACAUCAAACGGAUAACAACAACGACCUCACGCAGCGUGCACAAUGAUUGAUCCCCUUGUUGCUUGCUACCAUCUCAUCUAUAACUAUGCAUGUUCGGACUCUUCAUUGGGUUGUACAGUAUUAUAUAUUGGCCUUUAGUACAGGGCCCUUCUGCUAAAA
Molecule: messenger RNA, 3579 nt
Organism: Lolium rigidum
Lineage: Eukaryota; Viridiplantae; Streptophyta; Magnoliopsida; Poales; Poaceae
Product: probable LRR receptor-like serine/threonine-protein kinase At3g47570
Exons: 2
Coding region: 150-3470 (1106 amino acids)
Biological process (GO): protein phosphorylation
Molecular function (GO): ATP binding; protein binding; protein kinase activity
Source: RefSeq, a predicted model, not a curated record